CUUAUUCCUAACGAAUUUAAAUCUAUAAUCGCUUCAAUUAACUUCUAAUAUCGAUGUCUAUGUGUGAGUAAUAGACGUUGAAAACAUUUUGUAAAUUACAAGUGAUUUUUUAAACAGUAUCCACGAUAAUAGAAGACAAAUAAAACCUUGAAUCUCUCUAGUACAAAGUAUUGAAACAAUGUUCUACAUAGUUCUGCUAUUCGCCGCCGCGGCGCUACUGAGCGGUGGUCGCUCCUCGAACGUCAACCGACACAUGAAACUGUUGGAAUUGGAUAAUAAUAUUCUAAACGUACAAUCAAGGCAGGUGACAAAGAAAUUCAUAACGCUAGUAACGAAGCCGAAACCCGUGAUCGUUCACUCAUCUGGAGCCCCGCUGGAGUUGACAUGCGAGGCUUUAAGCUCUCCAGCGCCAUCUAUACACUGGUUCAAAAACGACGCGCCCGUUUACGAGUAUGACUUGGAGUCUAACGAGAUAAUAGACACGAACCCCACGUCCCUUGCCCGCGUGUCGUCAACUCUCCUAGUACGUGCUGGAAGCGCGGGUGACGCUGCGAGCGCGGACUACUCCUGCCUGGUGGUCGCGGGACACAACACACUUCGUGCAUCUACUAAAGUCUAUAACUAUAAUGGCAGCACCGACUUAUCAGAACGCAACAAGCUGGUUCCUCUCGCGCCGAGAAUCCUGGUGUCGUACAAAGUGCUGGUGGACUGUAUCGGUUGCAAUGUUGUGCUGCCAUGCCGCGCACGUGGUCACCCGCGCCCCAAACUCACCUGGCGUAACAGCUCCGGCCGGCCGGUCGGCAACGACCCCAGAAUGAAGGUGCUCCGUUCGGGAGAGCUGGUAAUAUCUUCUCUCCUCUGGACGGACCUCGGCGAGUUCACUUGCCGCGCGACGAACAUGUUCGGGAGCACGCACGCCAGUACUUUCGUCUACCCCGCACGACCUGAAUGAGAAUCAUCUGAAAACAGAAAAUCAAAGUAUACUUAACAAGAAUGUUCCUGUAAAUUAGUUUGUAUUUGUUAGGGGCCGUGCACACUCGACGGUCGAAACGCUCAACUUUUUAAAUCGCACCCUGAAAUAAACUAGAAAUUUUUAUUGUAUUAAAAGGUUAAGAAAUUAAAAAUAUAACAUUGUAAUU
Molecule: messenger RNA, 1139 nt
Organism: Papilio xuthus (Asian swallowtail)
Lineage: Eukaryota; Metazoa; Arthropoda; Insecta; Lepidoptera; Papilionidae
Product: neural/ectodermal development factor IMP-L2
Exons: 7
Coding region: 179-952 (257 amino acids)
Biological process (GO): homophilic cell-cell adhesion
Cellular component (GO): plasma membrane
Source: RefSeq, a predicted model, not a curated record